AUGACUUCCAAGGUUAGAGUGGGACAUUACUUAAUCAAUACUGAUGAAUUGCUAGGCAAAGGUUCCUUUGGGGCUGUUUAUAGCUGUCAAAGCGAUACUUUUAAAAAUAAAGACUUGUGUGUUAAAGUAUCACUAAUGAUAAUUAGAUCGUUUCUUGUAAAAAUGCGAUGAUUUAAGCACAUAAAGAAAUUGAGCUUCUUGAAGUGCUCAAAAAAGUGGCAAAUCCGAAUUUAAUUAUGAUCCAUGAUUUGAUUUAAGAUGAAAAUCAGAUAUACAUAUUUAUGGACAGAUGUAGAGGAGGAGACCUGAAAUCCCUAAUUCUAGACUACAAUUUGAAGAAGAAAUAGUUUACUUUAGAAUAGAUCGUAGAUAUGGUUAGAUAGAUUGUAUGUGGUUAUGAAGCCUUAAUAUAAAACAAAAUGAUCCAUAGAGAUCUCAAACCUGCUAAUAUUUUAUUUGAAUAUAAGACAAAGGAGAAAAUAACUUUAAAAGUAAUAGCAUAUCAAAUCAGAUUAGUUAACAGAUUUUGGGUUGGGCAGAAUAUUAGAUGACAUUACUAUAAAACAAUACAUGACAAGAGUGGGAACUCCUGCUUAUAUGUCACCGCAAAUUUCUUUGGGAGAGAAAUUUUCUGCAAAAUGUGAUAUUUUCUCUGUAAGAAUUUUCAAUUAUUCUAGUUGGGAAUCAUUAUCUAUGAACUAACAUUUCUAGAAUUACCAUCUUAAGGAAUGAAUCCUUUGAUACGUAAUUUGUUUUAAAAGUCUUUAAAAACUAAGCCUUUUGUUUGUCCUAACUUAAAUUAGUAGCAACCUGCUUAAUUGAAAUGCUUGAUUUAAGAUCUAAUUAAUAAGAUGCUCAGUUUUGAAGAGGAAGCAAGACCAAGUUGGGAGGAUCUAAUAAAAUCAGAAAUAAGUAAUAAAGAUUCAAUACCAUUUAGUGACUAUAGGUAAAUAAGUCGUAACUAUACCGAUUGAAGUCAAAUAAAAAAAUGAAGAAAACAAUUUAUAAAUUACAAUUUUGAAAUAUGAGAGGAAGUUAGGUAGGGAAAGAUAUUUUGAAUAAAAUUAAUUUUUUAAGCUGAUUGAAUUUAAAUAAAAGUUUAAGGGCAAACACGAUCUUUUAAGAAAAUCCUAUCUUAUUGUAUAUAUGAUGAUAUGCAAAGCACAACUAUUAUACAGUUUGCAAUAACAAUUUCAAUUAAUAGUGUAAUUAAAAAAAAUAAUAUAGAAAACAAUAUUUUCCGAAUUUUGAUGUUUAUCAUUUUGAACUAAUUUAGACAUGUUUUAUAGGAUAUCGUUUUAAGAUUCUUGAGAAUGCUUUUGGAUUUUGUAACCAAAAAUUAGAUCUAAUUAAUGAAUCAUGCAAGAAAUAAUUUGAGAAUGAAUUUUUGCAAAUGACUUAACAAAUUUAUCAAUCAAAUGAGUUAGAAGUACAAACAAUUAAAAAACAUGUUUAUGAUUUUUUCCUUUAAACAAAGGAUGUAUUUCAAUAGGCAGAAAAUGAAUUAAUAAAUUUAAAAACAAAAAAUCAAUAUCCCAAGAACAUAGAAAAGUUUUUUAAAUUGAUUUCUUAAUAAGAAUUUACUGACUUUGGAAUAUAUGCUAAAUGGUUUUAUUUUUUUUGGAAUCAACAUCUUCGCAAGUUAUUGAAUUAUGAUUAAACAAAAUAGCACGAAAUAAAAUAUUAAUUGUAAUUCAUUCUUUAAAUUGUAGACUAUUAAUAUUAAUUGAGAGAUUUCUUAAUUUGGAAACAGACCAUCCUUUUCAAAAGUAUGAUAAAUUUGAUGAAAAUUCAAUAUUAUUAUAGGAAAAACCCACAAAGGAUGAUCUAGAAAGAUAAAUAAAAUUAAGAGUAUACAUUUGA
Paramecium octaurelia is the source of this 1863-nucleotide messenger RNA. The record is from the annotation of a GenBank genome assembly. Lineage: Eukaryota; Ciliophora; Oligohymenophorea; Peniculida; Parameciidae.